Molecule: messenger RNA, 4800 nt
Organism: Poeciliopsis prolifica (blackstripe livebearer)
Lineage: Eukaryota; Metazoa; Chordata; Actinopteri; Cyprinodontiformes; Poeciliidae
Gene: cpm
Product: carboxypeptidase M
Exons: 10
Coding region: 93-1466 (457 amino acids)
Biological process (GO): proteolysis
Cellular component (GO): cell surface
Molecular function (GO): metallocarboxypeptidase activity; zinc ion binding
Source: RefSeq, a predicted model, not a curated record
AACGCUCUCCCGCUGACGUCACUCUGCCGGUGUCGGCGUGUCGCUGAGCCCGACCGGGAGACGUCCGGAGGCGGACAGGUGACGCUGCAGGGAUGUCUUCAUCCCUCCUCCUCCUCCUCUUCCUCCUCUUCCUCUUUGUCCCCACCCUGAUGUUGGAGUUUCGUUACCAUAACAACAGAGAAAUGGAGCAGUACCUGGUCCAGGUCAGCGCUGACAACCCCAACAUCACACACCUGUACAGCAUCGGCAAGUCGGUGAAAGGUCAGCAGCUGUGGGUCCUGGCUCUGGGUCUUCGCCCGCGCCGUCACGCCGUCGGCGUCCCGGAGUUCAAAUAUGUGGCCAACAUGCACGGAAACGAGGUUGUGGGUCGGGUUCUCCUGCUCCAGCUGAUCGCUGAGCUGGUCCGCGGGUACCGGGACAAGGAGAGCUGGUCGCUGCAGCUGCUGAACAGCACACGGAUCCACAUCCUGCCGACCAUGAACCCGGACGGCUUCGACGAGGCCGACACCAACUGCCUGCUGAGCCAGGGAAGGCUGAACUAUAACGGCGUCGAUCUGAAUCGGGGAUUUCCUGACGCCUUCGUUGGUCUUCGAAAGGAGCAGGAGCUGAAAGAGGAGCAGAGGGAAGCUGAGGUGAGAGCUGUGAUUGGCUGGCUGCGAAGCGAAACUUUUGUUCUGUCCGCCAACCUCCAUGGAGGCGCCAUGGUGGCCAGUUAUCCUUACGACAACAGCAACCAAGGUUCUGCUUGGACGGUCGCACCCAGCAUCACGCCUGAUGACGACGUGUUCGUCCACCUGGCGAAGGUUUACUCAUACAACCACGCCUCCAUGCACAAGGGGAACCUCUGCGAUGACAGCGGACCUUUCCAGGACGGCAUCAUUAACGGCUACUACUGGUACAAGCUGGAAGGUGGGAUGCAGGACUACAACUAUGUGUGGGCGCAAUGUUUGGAGCUGACGCUGGAGCUUUCCUGCUGCAAGUUUCCUCGACCCAAACAACUUCCUGCCCUGUGGAUGGACAACAAAGAGGCUCUGCUAGCUUACAUCCGGCAGGUCCACCUGGGGGUGAAAGGUCAAGUGUUUGAUGGAUGGGGGAUGCCAGUGCAGAAUGCUGUGGUGGAGGUCGAAGGUCGCAGGAACAUAUGUCCAUUCAGAACCAAUCAGCAUGGAGAAUAUUACCGGCUGCUGUUGCCUGGAAACUACACCUUCAAAGUGUCGUAUCCGGGUCACGAGGUUCUGACAGAGACGCUCAGCAUCCCGUACGGUCCAGAACAAUAUUCUGCAAUGAAGCACGACUUCAAGCUGCGACGCGUCGCCUCAGCAACGGCCCACUCUCAGGCUCAGUCCAGCCCAUCUUGUAAUUACUCAUUACUGCUUGAUGGUGGCGCCAUCGCGGCCGGACCCGCCCGGUUCGGACCGGUAGUCGCGGUCAGUUUAGUGAUGGUGCUUCAGUCUGUGAUGGACUGAAAACAGGAUCUCAACCGAACCCAGAAACACCGACCAAAACCAAACCAGGUGAGAGGUCAACGAAGGUCGGCUUCGCUGGCUGCUGCUGGUUUAUGGCUCCAAAAAGCAACGAAAACAGAAAAGAUUUCAACAAAUAAAAGAAAUGAUGGCUGGAUUCCAUCUAUCUGUUUCAGUAAAUCAGAAUUCUGUAAUAUUCUGGGAUCAAAAAUCAGAAUUAUAAUUUUUAAAAGUCAAAAUUCUGAAUCAUGAUUUUUAAAAAUUCUGAAUUCUGAGGUUGAACUCAGAAUAUGAGGAAUUUUGACUGAUUUUUAAAAAAAGUCAAAAUGCUGGAAUUAAAGUCUGAAUUCUGAGAAAAAAAAAUCUUGAGAAAAAAAGUCAGAAUUAAAUUCAACAAUUUGAGGAAAGAGCUCAGAUUUCUGAGUCAGAAUUUUCAGGUUAAAGUCUUAAUUUUUUUAAGUCAAAGUUUUGGGAUUAAAGUAAAAAUCCAGAUAAAAAAUGAGCAGUUUUUUUUCCACUGGCCUUCAUCCUCUUCUCUAGUUUAUUGUUGAACUUAAUUGAACAGAAAUUAAAAUGUAAAACAUAUUUAACUAAUUUUAUGGUUUGUUUCCCAAACACUGAUAUAUUUCUGACGUUAGAAACACAAACUAAGAUUUUUCUACGUCUAUUUUAGAUAGAAAUCUAACGGCGAAUAUUUCAGGAUAAUUAUACAAUAUUUAGAUGAAUUUAACUUUAAGGAUUUAUUAAACUAACCAAAAAUAAAUAACUUUUACAUUUAAAAGGAACCAAAAGGCAGACAUAUUUAUUUUGAGCAUUUGUAAUUUCAGAACAAACUGUCCAUGUUUGUGAACUAAAAUUGUACUUAAAGUCAUUUAAAUUAAUACAUUAAUAAAAAAAAGGCUGCAUAAGUAAACAGUCGGUAAACAGCAUUUCAACAUUUCUUCUGUAUAUUCAAGCUGUGUUUUAUUCAUGAAGAAUUUUUAUUAAUAACAUUACUUCUGUUAAAGUUGCUUUUAAUUUUUUUUUAAAUGCACUAAUUAUCUUUUAGUAAACUGAUAGUAAUAUGUUUGGUCAGAAUAAUUUUCAUAAUUAUGCACAUAACAUAAUACAAAUUUAUUAUUUAAUAUUUAUACUUGUUACAGUAUUUAUUAACUAAAUUCAAAAAUAACUGCUAUGCUAACUGGUUAUGUUUCAUUCUUUUUAUAGACAGGUCGUUAAUAAUUUUAUAUCUACAUUUAUUGCAUGUAUUUUAUUGCAGUUUAAUAAAAACUCCUAUGAAAAUUAGUUAUAAUUUUUGAUUUCAGUGAAAAAUGUAUUUAAUUCUGUUUGUUUGAGGAUCUAAAGGUGGAAUCAUAGAAAUUGUUUUGGCUUUUCACAGAAAGCUUCCUGUUUGUGAACCGACUGCAGAUUCUCAGGUUAUAAAAAUCAAAUCAGCUGCUGGAGCCAAAACUUUCAAUUGAUUAAUUCAAGAUUAUUCGGUAUCUGUGAUGGUUGUUCAGAUCCUGCAGAUGGAGAAACGGAGCUAAUUCCCACCAAAAAAAAAACAUUAAAAACUUUAGCUUACUCUGCAUAAGAAAAGUUUGAAAACAUGAAAAUGUAUUCCAGAAAACAGGGAGAAAUUUUGAGAUCACAGAAAUUUUCUAGAAUAAAUUAGAAAAUUUUUGAGUUUGAAAAGUUGUACAUUUUUGACUUUUAGAAAUGUUCAGAGAGCAAAAGUCCAACAUUUUCAACUUUAGAAUCUCAGAAAUGUUAAUUUUUUCCCCCAGAAAAUUUCUGAGGUUUAACCUCAAAAUUAGUUUUUGUUCCAAGAAAAUUAUUGACUUAGGCACCGAAAUUUACUUAAUUUCUUUUUAGAAAAUGUAUUUUUAUUAGUUUUUUGGCAGCAAUGUAGCCCUCCUCUUAUAUGUACAGUGGCUCUAAUAUAGUUUCUCAUAAGUGUCUCCAGUAACUACAUUUGAAUUUAAAAUGCCACUGGGCGGCCGGGAAUCACCGUAAUCAUUCAGUUUUUAUAUAAAAGCAUUUAUUUUUCCGUAUGUCGAAUUUAGACGAGUACAAAACUCCAAGAUUACACUUGGAGGUAAUCUUCAUAUUUCUGCUCCUCUCAGAAAUGAAAAGGGUUUAAAUUUGUUUCUUCCUUCUUCAGAAGAAAAAUCCUCUGCCUCGGGACUUGGUGAAGUCUUUCCAACCUGAGAUUCACUCCAGUUAGUUGGAGUGUAAUUUUAUCUGCGUGGAAAAGCUUUUUAAAAUUAGCACUUGAAAGGAGAGAGCUGCUUUUAGAACGGCUGGGAUUAAAACCAGAGCAGAGCUUCCAGCACACAGAGAGGAAAACAGCAAACUGGUUCAGUUCCCCUCACAAAUGACUGUUUUUCAUCAGGAUGUUUUAAAUACUAAAUUGCAACAAAAAAGCAAAAAAAUAAAUUUUUUUAAUUUGUAAAAUAGAUCAAAUGUUCACUAAUAAGACUCACUAAAAUAUAAAACCAAACAUUUAACAUUUUUGUUUUCUAUGUUUUUAUAAAUCUUACCAAAACUGAGAGAAAGCAAGAAAAACACUGGAGAGCACCACCUGGUGGCCAAUCUUGGAAUCUGUGACUCUAAAUAAUUUCAUAAAAACAUAUAAUUGAAAAACUUUAAUAUUUAUUUAGAGGUGGAAUUAAUCCACGUUUAAAAGUGCUUCAAAAACUUUACAGAGAUAUUAUUUUAUUAUCUGACAUACUCAAGUGUCUUCUUAAUACAUCAAACACAUUUAAAUCUUGUCACUUCAGAUUAGUCUUUAUGUCAAUAAACAGGUUUAUUCCUAACAGCAGGAUGUCUGUUUGUUGCUCCAACACAAAUCCCGUUUAACUUAAUGUGUAAUUUAGGGAUUUAAAGUGAGUUUAGGUGAAUUAAGGACGGAUUAGCGCUCCGGUUUUUAUCCCUAAAGUUCCUGGAUUGUGGGAACCGUUCAAACCUCAGGACAUAAUCGACUCUUCAACUGGAUCAGGAGGCAAAUAGUCAUCAUGUCGUAGCUGCUGGCUUAUUUGGCUCAGACUUGUUCUCACAACUUCAGGGUAAAACGUCGAUCUGACUCUUCAAAUCUGAUGGUUUUCGUGCCAUAUUUCAGGUUUUUCUACUUUUGUUACUGUUUGAUAUGAAACGUUGCCUCAUAAAACCUUCUGUGCCACGCUGGACCGGGAGCGACUGCAGGCUUCAGUCGCUCUCAAACAUCAGACCUCAGAAAAGCAGGAAAUCUUAUUUGUUUUGUUUAUUUGCUGUGAAAAACGGAUGGAAACUGAAAUGUGCUGAACCUGGAUGUGGAAUGAAGUCUCAUAAUAUGAAUAAAAACUAUAUGAGUAAUAAA